CAGUCCGUGCGUGUGUGCUGGGGAUGUUACACCUGGUGCACCCUAAAAGCUGCAGGGAGCUUGUAGUUUUUAACAAGUGCACAGAAGAAUAUUUUAGUUCACCAAUGACAAGUAUACCAAACCAUGGCGAGGUUGCUGAUUCAGGUAACGCCAAAGAAAAUCCUGUUUCACAGAAAAUAAAUUUUUUGCCUAGGGUAGAAGAAGAGAAUGUAGAGACAAUGCAUGAGCUUUAUUCAAAACUCUACAAAGAGGCUGAAAAGAUCAAGAGGUGGAAAGCAACUAUAGAAUCUGAACUGAAGCAGAAGGAGAGAAAAUUGCAAGAAAAUAAAAAGAUUAUUGAAGCACAACGUAAAGCCAUUCAGGAGUUACAGUUUGAAAAUGAAAAACUAAGUUUGAAAUUGGAAGAUGAGAUAUGUGAAAAUAAAGAUCUUCUACAAGAAAAUACUGCAACAAGACAUUUGUGUAACCUGCUCAAGGAAACCUGUGCUCGAUAUACGGAGAAGUCCAACAAAUAUGAACAUGAAAGAGAAGAAACCAGACAUCUAUAUGUGACACUUAAUAAUAAUAUUGAGAGAAUGAUAUUGGCCUUUGAGGAACUUCGUGUGCAAGCAGAGAACUCCAGAUUGGAAAUGUGUUUUAAAUUAAAAGAAGCAGCAGAAAAAGUAGAACAGCUUGAAAAGGAAUACAAAAUGGAAAUAAGUGUCAAGGAAAAGCAGCUAUCAAUUCUGACUGUGCAAAGUGGUGAAAAAGAUAAUAAAAUAAGAGACACCAAGCUUCAGUUGCAGGAAUCAAGGGAUAAGAUUAUUGAUUUAGAAGAAGCAACAAAACAACAAAAAGAAUUGUUAAAAGAAUCACAGAACAAACAGAAACAUUUGAUGGGAGAACUGGAAGAAGCUAAAGUUUUGUUGCAAAAAACAGAGACUGCUCAGAAGAGUUUAGAAACUGAAUUACGGACUGCAAUGAAAACCUUAAUUGAAGUCACUGGAGAAAAAGAAGCACAAAUGGAGGAACUUACAGAAACCAGGGCUUUGCAUGCAUCAGUUGUUGAAGAAUUUGAAACUGCCAAUUCUAAUUUGAAAGAGUUGCUGAAAGAAGAACAAAAUAGACUGAAGAAACUCGAAGAAGAGUCAGAAUUACUUGUCUCAGAGCUCCAAAAUAAAUCUCUUGAACUGGAAGAGAUGGCUAAAUUAAAAAGUGACAAAGAAACACAACUUGAAGAUCUGACAGAAGCUUUGGAGAGGUCACUCAAAUGUCAAAAAAAUUUAGAGCAACAAUUAGCGAGUGAACAAUCAGAAAAAAUUAUUCUAAUAAAAGAGAGAGAAAUUAAGGAUUCUGACCACUCAGAUUUUCAGGAACAAGUUCAAGGGCUUUUAUCUGAAAGGAAACAUCUUGAGAUCAUUAUUGAGGAAUUACAGAAGAGAGAAAAAGAGAUGAAGGAUAUUCUUCAAAUCAGAGAGAAAGAAGUACACAAUUUGGAAGUACAGUUAACUGGUGCAGCUGAAAAAGAACAAAAUUGUAUAAAACAGAUUACAGCACUGAAUGCAGACCUUGAAAAAGAGAUGUUGCGGAAUGAGGAACUAAAUAUGAAUUGCAAUAAGAUUUUAUUAGAAAAAGAACAAAUAGCACAAGAGAAAAGUGAUUCUGUUAUAGACCUCAAGAAACUACAAGAAGUUCAUAAGGAUAACAGAAAGAAAGAAGAAAAGACUAAGAAGCUAAUAGAAAACCUUGAAGAAAUGAACAGCCAGCUAAGGGAAGAAAAAACAAAUAUAAAUAGCAUAAAUGACCUGGAGUCUCUGAAGGAGAAGAUGAAAAAGAAAGACGAAGAGGCUAAAACUAAAUUGGAUGAAAGUGAAGAAAAUGCUAGAAACAUUGGAAGUGAAAUUUCAAGAAAGGAAAAGCAACUGAAGAUGCUAGAAAAUAAGUUUAACAAUUUAAAGAAACAAGUUGAAAAUAAAACCAAAUACAAUGAAGAACUACAACAAGAGAAUAAAGUGUUGAAAAAGAAAAUUGCAGCAGAAAGCAAGCAAUCCAGUAUUUAUGAAGGGAAGGUGAAUAAAUUACAACUAGAACUUGAAAAUGUAAAUAGGCAGCAUAAGGAAACAGUUGAAAGCUACCAAAAAGAAAUUGAGUCAAAAAAUAUAGCAGAAGAAAAAGUUCUUGAAAAGAUAGAAAAGAUGAGAUUAAUGGCUGAUGAAGCAGUAUGCCUCCAGAAGGAAACUGAUAUUCGAUGUCAACACAAGAUAACUGAAAUGGUAGCACUUAUGGAAAAACACAAGCACCAAUAUGAUAAAAUGGUCGAAGAAAAAGAUUCAGAAUUAGAGCUCUGUAAGACAAAAGAACAAGAACAAAUAUCAGUAAAAAAAUCCUUGGAAACUGAGCUCUCUCAUGUGAAAAAUGAACUGUUAUCCCUUAAGGAGCAGUUUAAAAUAGAGAUUGAAGAGAAGGAAAAGCUAAUAAGAGAAGCAAAAGAAAAUGGAGUUUCUAAAAAAGAAAAAAAGCAUAAGAAAAUACAAACAUCCUUUAUAGAGACUCCUAAAACGAGCUUAAAGCUUGCCUCAGUUAAUUCAGAAAAAUCUUUAUCCCAGAAUUUCACACCUUUUAGAGAGAAGAAGUUGGAAAACAAAGAACUGUCGUCUCAGACACCUGCUAAAAGUGUCUUGGGCACUCCAUCAUUAAAGACAUAUACUGUGAAGACUCCUCCAAAAUAUAAAUUGCAAAGGGAAAUCAUGAAUCCACUUUCAGAAGAUGUGAAAAAAAAAAGAAAAGUGCUUUUAGAGAUGGAUACUUACUCAGAUAGCUCAGAACAAAAUGACCUGCUGAGCAUAGUCUCAGAAGAAGAAAUGUUUAAAAAGCUGUACAAAAACUGUCCUCAAGCUUCUCACUUAUGUGUCACGACAUCAAAAAAGAUAACAACUCCGUCAACUAUAAAAUCUCCUGGUGCUGCACUGAAACUUACAGCUAUGAGAAGGAUGCGAGAGACUGGUUGGACUGCAGUUUCAAAAAUAGAUAGGAAAAAAAAAAUGAAAGAAGCUGAAAAACUCUUUGCCUAAAAUUAAUACUAAUGAUCACUUAGAAAUGUUUUGUUCAUAUAAAAUCUUUUACAGUAGAAUAUAUUCAUCCAACACAGCACUUCCAGCAUAUUACUGGGCAUGGGCAAAACCUGUAAAAGUGCUGCAUGGGUGAAACCCCUAUUGAUUUCAUUGUGGUUACUUUAUUUCACCACAGACUCAUCCUUUGUAGGACUUUUCACAUUGGUUUUACUUGGUCAUAAAGCAACAUAAACCUGGUCAUAAACUUGGCCCAGUUUGUUUGAGAAUUGAUAGGAAAAAAUGUAUGCUAUUUUAAAAUGGAAAAUAAGUUGCAAAAUUGUUUGAAGUAAUUUAACAUCAGAUUUUGUUCUUUUGAAGUUUACAUUCACUUUUGAAGUAACUUAGCCAUAAGAGUAAUGUUUGAAAUGUUGAACUAUAUUUGUUGUAUUGAAUACUUCUUUGUACUCAUUUCUUUUUUGUUCUUUUGAUACAUUGUUUACAAAUGUUCUUUUAGGGAAGUUAGUUGAGGCAGUAGCCUGUUUUUGUAUUGCAACAUUUAAGUGUUGAAUUUCUAAUAAUAUUGAUUCAAAUUUUAUUUCUUUUACUUUUUAGAAAUCUAGUUUUACAAUAAAUACUAUAUGUAAAUUUGUUCUUUCAGGUUACUGAAAACAUAAUUUCCAAAUGUCAUUAAGUGGUUAAUUUGAUUAAGUUUGGGGAAAGUACUAGCUAAAUGCCUAUCUAUAAAAUGAUAAGCUUAUCAGUAGCCAGGUUAGUACCAAACAGGUGUUAAAGCAAAAAUGUUACUGUUCAGAUAGCAGGAAAUUCUCCAAAUUACUCUUGGGGACCAACAUCUUCUUUUAAAAACAACUUUAUUUUUUUAUAAAGCUUGCACAAAGUAACUUAAAACCAAUGUAUAUUUUUUGGUAGUUGAUUAAUCUCAAUUGCUCCAAAAAUAGUACAGAGGUGUCAAAGUGUAAAAUAAACUUCAGGGGAAAAAAAAACAAAUAAUUUGAUUUCUCAACAUAAGUAGAUCCACAAAUAUCAAGGCAAAUCAAAAUCUUUGGAUGAAAGCUUGGCCCCAUAGUAAUUAUUUGCAAAAUUCCUAAUCACUAGUACUUAGAAUUUCACUCAUUUGCAUCUAUAGAAAUGUAUUACAGGCAGUCCCCGAGUUACGCGGAUCCGACUUAUGUCAGAUCCGCAGUUACGAACGGGGUUUGCUGCCCGUCUCCCUGGUCUGCUGAAGACAAGCAGACCAGG
This is a messenger RNA of Pelodiscus sinensis (Chinese soft-shelled turtle), 4286 nucleotides long. NCBI's taxonomy places the organism in Eukaryota, Metazoa, Chordata, Testudines, Trionychidae. The record is from RefSeq and is a predicted model, not a curated record.